ACGUUACGGUUCGACGACUGACAUCCAUUGACACGCUUCCCAAAAACCAUGGCCAUGGCGGGGCUCAUAUCCCCCAAACCGCUUUCAUACCUCCAGCAUGCUGGGCAGUUUAAUCCAUACCAGCAACAACAGCAGCAGCAGCAGCAGCGCCUAGCAGGGUCCGCGCUGUCCGGGUACUCUGACACCCAUACUCAUACUCCCUCUCUGCACCCACACCAGCAUAUCAUGGGUCUUCAAGAAGAGAGCAAGAUAUAUAAUCUUGUUAUUGACCUUACGGAUCCUAAUGCGCGUGAAGCUGCGCUGCUGGAGCUUAGCAAGAAGAGAGAGCAGUAUGAGGAGCUUGCGUUGGUGCUUUGGCAUUCGUUUGGUAUCAUGCCAGCGCUAUUACAAGAAAUAGUAUCCGUCUACCCCCUCCUCUCACCUCCGAACCUCACGGCACACGUAUCGAACAGAGUGUGUAAUGCACUGGCGUUGCUCCAGUGUGUGGCUUCGCAUCCUGACACGAGACAGUUGUUUUUGAAUGCGCAUAUUCCGUUGUUUCUAUACCCCUUCUUGAACACGACCUCGAAAACGCGGCCGUUUGAAUACCUCAGACUUACUUCCCUAGGCGUUAUUGGCGCACUUGUUAAGCAAAACGACAACAACACAGUAAUCCACUUCCUCCUCUCAACCGAAAUCAUCCCCCUCUGUCUCCGCAUAAUGGAAACGGGUUCCGAACUCUCCAAAACAGUCGCCAUCUUCAUCGUUCAAAAGAUCCUACUCGACGAAACGGGUCUUACUUAUAUCUGUCACACUUAUGAGCGGUUUUAUGCUGUGGGGACGGUGUUGAGCAAUAUGGUAAAUCAACUGGUGGAGACGCAGGCUGUUAGGUUGUUGAAGCACGUUGUGAGGUGUUAUUUGAGGCUUAGUGAUAAUAUGAGAGCUAGGGAGGCUCUGAGGGCUUGUCUCCCUGAGCCUCUGCGCGAUCAGACGUUUAGCGUGCUUCUCAAGGGAGACAUGGUCACCAAACGAUGUCUGACGACUCUUUUAAACAACCUCAACGAGCAGUAAUGCCCACCCUGAACUAGAUCUAUCAAAACGACCCACUCACGAAUGAUAAAAAUUCGGACUACCCAUGGGAUCUGGUGCUUCUUUUCCACGUCUGCUCUUUUUUUCGAAAUGUUACGGACUGUCGCCGUUUGCUCGACUGGUGAUUGUAUUCGCACUUUUGUGUCUCUUGUACCAACGCAGGCCCUCGCUAUCUAAAUCUCGCACUAAUUGUCGAUUAUCUGAGUAGAGCAUUUGCAUUUGUAUCUACCUUAUGAAUACCUGAAUUUACCGAGAUGCGGUUCA
Molecule: messenger RNA, 1332 nt
Organism: Suillus clintonianus
Lineage: Eukaryota; Fungi; Basidiomycota; Agaricomycetes; Boletales; Suillaceae
Product: cell differentiation family, Rcd1-like-domain-containing protein
Exons: 6
Coding region: 49-1050 (333 amino acids)
Biological process (GO): negative regulation of translation; mRNA catabolic process
Cellular component (GO): CCR4-NOT complex; CCR4-NOT core complex; P-body
Source: RefSeq, a predicted model, not a curated record